UUUGUUUUAAAGCAAACGGAGCCACAUCACCCUCCGACCUCCAUCAAUAAUCUUCUUCUGCAAUCGCCGUUUUGUUUGUAUCCAUUCUAUCCGUUCUUUGCAAAACACUCAUCCCAUUUCGAACCCUACUCUUAACACCUUCAUUUUCAUUCUUAUACUCAAGUAUAUAAAUGGUGUCUACUUCAACGCUUUCUCUCUCUUCUCAUCCAAAGAUUAAUUUCGGAUUGCGAAACAAACACAGAACCGAGGUUGGGAGCAUAAGCUCCGAAAAGAGCAGUAAAUUUAAUGGCAUUGCGCCUGGUGUAAACUCCCCUUUUGCACUGGUUAGUUUCACCUCGAGGACCUUGCAGUCGAAAAAGUUCCUCAUUAAAGCAGCGGCCGCAGGCUCUGCUGAUCGCAAUUCCCGCUCUGGCAGUAGCUCUCGCAGAGUUUAUCAGCAGAGUCAAGCGCAAGCUCCACUUGCUCCCGUGAAAGACAUUUCUUCGUUUCUUCUUCCUGCCGGCGCGUUCCUCGUUGCAACUUUCGGUAUGCAAUUUCAAGAUUCGUACGUGUUCUCUACGUAGUCAUUAUGGUGUUAGUUGUCCUGAGCAAAGUGGUUCUCUCUCUUUCUUUUUUUCUUUUUUUU
Striga asiatica is the source of this 625-nucleotide messenger RNA. NCBI's taxonomy places the organism in Eukaryota, Viridiplantae, Streptophyta, Magnoliopsida, Lamiales, Orobanchaceae. The record is from the annotation of a GenBank genome assembly.